Messenger RNA from Emericellopsis cladophorae, 918 nucleotides. Its product is annotated as Septum-promoting GTP-binding protein-like protein. The coding region runs from base 1 to 918 and encodes 305 amino acids. Gene Ontology annotation, molecular function: GTP binding; GTPase activity. Gene Ontology annotation, biological process: regulation of exit from mitosis. Gene Ontology annotation, cellular component: spindle pole body. The transcript is spliced from 3 exons. Lineage: Eukaryota; Fungi; Ascomycota; Sordariomycetes; Hypocreales; Bionectriaceae. The record is from RefSeq and is a predicted model, not a curated record.
AUGGACCCUCCCCAGCAGCACCCGGAAUUCCACCCACAGCCUCAGCCAGGCCCUGACGAGACCGCCCCCAGCGGCCCUGAUGCUUCACCACACAUCGAAUUUCUACCUGAGGGAUUUCGUCACAGCCAAAGUCAAUCAUUAGACCAAGGAUUGGCCAACGUGACCCACGAGGACAGUCCUCGACCCGAAGACGACACGGCGUCUGCUGCCGCGGCAUCUCCUCGUUACACACCCGCGGUGUCGAGCGCACCCUCACUUUCGCGGCCGGCUAGUGGCUCCUCGAACCCGGUGCAGUCGUCGCACCACAACCAGCAACAAAAUGAGCAAGCGAAUGGGCGGAAUCAUGUGGUGAUCAAGGUCGGCAUGGUGGGCGAUGCACAGAUUGGCAAGACAUCGUUGAUGGUCAAAUACGUAGAGGGAAGCUGGGAUGAGGACUACAUCCAGACACUGGGCGUCAACUUUAUGGAGAAGACAAUCUCCAUCCGCAACACGGAGAUCACCUUCUCCAUCUGGGAUCUAGGUGGUCAGAGGGAGUUUGUCAACAUGCUCCCUCUCGUGUGUAACGACGCCGUCGCGAUACUGUUUAUGUUCGACCUGACGAGGAAAAGCACACUCAACAGCAUCAAGGAGUGGUAUCGUCAGGGGCGGGGCUUCAACAAGACCGCCAUUCCGAUUUUGGUCGGGACCAAGUAUGACCAUUUCGUCAACUUUCCUCCGCAGGAUCAGGAGGAAAUCUCGAACCAGGCUCGACGAUUUGCCAAAGCCAUGCGCGCGGCUCUUAUUUUCUCCAGCACCAGCCACAGCAUCAACGUGCAAAAGAUCUUUAAGAUUGUGCUUGCAAAAGCUUUCGAUCUAAAGUGCACGAUCCCCGAAAUCGAGAACGUUGGCGAACCGUUGCUCCUGUACCAGUCUGCGUGA